Molecule: messenger RNA, 830 nt
Organism: Candidula unifasciata
Lineage: Eukaryota; Metazoa; Mollusca; Gastropoda; Stylommatophora; Geomitridae
Source: the annotation of a GenBank genome assembly
AAAAAAUGACGGCAGGGCCAUCUUCUGAAGCUGCAUGGCAACAGGUCUCCAGAAGUGAAGAGAAGGGUUUGAGCCUUCUGGUGAAGAAGAUGUUGGGGAAACCACUCAGUAAAGGAGAACAGAUGUCCAACUGGGAGAAGAGGCCACUGAGGCAGUCACAAAUUAUCUAUGCAGUAAUUCACAGAGACACAAUCAGCAGGAGAGACAAGCGCAUUAUUCUUUCAUCAGGAAAAGCUUAUGAACAGGUCCAGGCCAGCGUUGGUGCCAACAUGUGCUACAGCGUUCCCCACGACAUCAGCGCCAGAGACCAGUGUCUAGAUGUCCUUCAACAUUUUAACAUUCAAGUCACAAGGGAUGACAUUUUCAGCAGAUGUUCGGCCUGUAACUCUGCGGAAUUUGCAAGCAUCCCUAGUGAAGACAUGAAUACUCUCUACAUAUACAACCUUCAUUUGAACAAGCACAGAGCUGUUGGGGGCUGGGGAGAAAGAGAUGUCGGCUCUGUGUGGGGGAACACACCAGUGGAUCUCGACCCAGAUGUACUGUCAAAAUUCUUGAACUAUGGGAUAGACCCAGCAACAAUCACAUUCUUGCACAACGGAGUUAAAAUUCAAGUUGAAACGGUUCCAAAACUGGAGGCAUUUUCCACAAUUACCAUGUUUUAUGUAUGUGUCGUUUGUGGCAAGGUAUUCUGGGAUGGCUCCCAUUUUGACCGAAUCUGCAGCCAGUUUCAAAGCAUUUUGAACUUGAACUCUGCCACUCAGAGUACGGAGGCGGCAGAUUUGUAUGUCAGUGAUGCAGAAAGUGAUGAUAGCUGUAAUUAUGUGUUCUGA